Phacochoerus africanus (Common warthog) is the source of this 3316-nucleotide messenger RNA. RefSeq names its product mannosidase alpha class 2B member 2 (gene MAN2B2). Gene Ontology annotation, cellular component: lysosome. Gene Ontology annotation, molecular function: alpha-mannosidase activity; carbohydrate binding. The transcript has 19 exons. The record is from RefSeq and is a predicted model, not a curated record. The coding region runs from base 188 to 3175 and encodes 995 amino acids. NCBI's taxonomy places the organism in Eukaryota, Metazoa, Chordata, Mammalia, Artiodactyla, Suidae. Gene Ontology annotation, biological process: mannose metabolic process.
GGGCUGAAGGGCAGUGAGCAAGUUCCGCCAGCCUGCACUGCUCAGGACACAGAAUCUGUGGGGGGGUCGCCCUCUCCACUUUCUUUCCGACUUCUUACCCCAAGGGGUGGUGGCCCAGUCCGCUCCCUGGAGGCCUGGCCCUGCAGGCAGACUGACGUCCCCCAGCCCCAGGCUGCUGGCUGCUGGGAUGGGGCCGCACAGCUGGCUGCCUCUGUUCAUGCAGCUGGCACUGCUGGGGCCACAGUGGGCCUUGCACUUCUACAAGGUCAAGGUCUUCGUGGUGCCCCACAGCCACAUGGAUGUGGGCUGGCUCCACACAGUGCAGGAGAGCAUGCAGGUUUAUGUCCCCGACGUCUACAACUCGGUGGUGGAGGCGCUGACCCGUGGGAAGAGGCGCAGGUUCAUCGCUGUGGAGCAGGAGUACUUCCGGCUGUGGUGGGAUGGCUUCGCCUCGGCCAAGCGGAAACGACAGGUCCGCCAGCUCCUGGCUGAACAACGCCUGGAGUUUGUCCUUGGAGGCCAGGUCAUGCACGACGAGGCCGUGACCCACUUUGACGACCAGAUCCUACAGCUCACAGAAGGACACGGGUUUCUCUAUGAAACGUUUGGGAUCCGGCCUCAGUUCUCCUGGCAGGUUGACCCCUUUGGCGCGUCUGCCACGACGCCCACCCUGUUGGCCCUGGCCGGCUUCAACGGCCACGUCAUCUCCCGGGUCGACUACGACCUGAAGGACGCCAUGCAGCACACCCAGGGCCUGCAGUUCGUGUGGCGAGGGUCCAGGUCCCUGGAGGCGCGGCAGGAAAUCUUCACGCACGUCCUGGACCAGUACAGCUACUGCUCGGACGGGUUUAUGUGGAGCGGGUCUCCCAGGUUCCUGGAUCGGCCAUUCGAUGUGGAUUACCCCGCCGUGGAAAUGCCUGUCAGCCAGGACAACAUAAAUCACUAUGUCCUCAACUUGGUGGACAAUGUGAACAAGCGGGCCGCCUGGUUCCGGACCCAGCACGUUCUCUGGCCCUGGGGAUGUGACAGGCAGUUUUUCAACGCCUCCCAACAAUUUGCCAACAUGGACCUUCUGAUGGACCACAUCAGCAAGCACACGUCGGAGCUCGGCAUCUCCAUCCAGUACGCCACGCUGGCCGAGUACUUCCAGGCGGUGUUUUCUCAGGAUGUGUCAUGGCAGGUCCGUGACCACCGGGACUUCCUGCCCUAUUCCUCAGCCCCAGAGCAGACCUGGACUGGAUUCUACACAUCCCAGAGUGGACUUAAGCGGCUGGCUAGGCGAGCCAGCGCUCUGCUGUACGCCGGAGAGUCCCUGUUCACACGCUACAUGUUGUCGGCUGCCCACCGGUUCCUGGACCCGGCCUGGGCCCUGACGCAGCUGCAGCAGCUCCGCUGGGCAGUCUCUGAGGUCCAGCACCACGACGGCAUCACUGGGACUCACAUUCUCGCUGUGAGAGCCAUGUUUGUGGAGCACCUGAGCGCAGGGAUGGCGGGCGUGCGGAAGCUGAUGGACUCCAUUGCUCAGGACAUGCCCCUCACCCACUCGGGCCCAGAGCCUGGGGGACACGUUGCCGUGGUCUACAACCCCCUGGCCUGGACAGUCACCACCGUCAUCACCUUGGCCGUAAGCUUCCCUGAGGUCAGCGUCACAGACGAGUCAGGCCACCCUGUGCCGGCCCAGGUCCAGGACUCAAAGGAGACACCAUCAGCUUAUGACCUGCACGUGCUGACCACAAUCCCAGGUCUCAGUUACCAGCACUACAUCAUCAGGCCCAUCAGGAAGGCCCGGGAGGACUCUCAGGAGGCUGCUGCCACUGUCCCCAGCACCAUCCAGUUUGGCCUCAAACUCAGGAGACAGGAUGGACAAGUGGGCAGGAACCUGGUGCCAGUGAAGAACGGCUGCUACACUGUGUUCCUGGACAAGGACACCAACCUGAUGCACAGCAUCUGGGAGAGGCAGAGUAACCGAACAGUACGUAUGAGCCAGGAGUUCCUGGAGUACCGCAGCGUGUAUGGGUACGAGGAAGCCGUCACUUCAGAUAAUUACCUGUUUACACCGAAUGGUACGGCGGAGCCGGCCUGGGCAGCUGUGAGAAUGGAGGUCGUGGAGGGCCGGCUCCUGAGCGAGAUCCGGCAGUACUUCUACAGGCAGGCGAAUGACAGUGACCACACCUACGCCAUCUACUCGCGGCUGGCCCACGGGCCCCAGGACUCUGCCGGGGAGCUGCUCUGCCAUCGCAUAGAGCAGGAGUACCGGGUGGGCCCCUUGGAACUGAACCACGAGGUCGUCCUGAGGGCCAGCACCAGUCUGAACACUGGGCUGGUCCUCUACUCGGACAACAACGGCUACCAGAUGCAGCGCCGAACCUACAGGCACGACAGGAACAACAGCGUCUCUCUGAACUACUACCCCAUGGCUCAGUCAGCCUUCAUCCAGGACAGGGGAAGCAGGCUCGUGCUACUGUCGGAGCAGGCGCACGGCGUCUCCAGCCAAGGGAACGGGCAAGUGGAGGUCAUGCUCCAUCGGCGGCUGUGGAACAAACUCGAGUGGACCCUGCAGUACAACCUCACACAUGAUGACACUUCAGUUGUCCGCCCGGUGCUCUGGCUCCUGCUGGGACCCCGGACACUCACCACUGGCCUGCGCCAGAGGAGCGGGCUGGAGCUGCAGCACAGGCCCGUGGUGCUGUUCAGAGAGCUGGGUGGGACUGUCCAGAAUGGCCCAGGCCCCCGGAAGCAAGAGCCUGUGACACUGCCCCCAAGCCUUCACCUGCAGGUCCUCAGCAUCCCCGGCUGGAAGUACAGUUCGAACCACACAGUGCACCUGAGGAAUCUCCAGAAAGGUCAUUAUAGAAAAGCCAAGGCAGACUUCCGCCGUGUCCUGCUGCGACUCCACCACCUGUAUGAGGCGGGGGAGCAUCAGGUGCUGUCUCGGCCGGUGACCGUGAAUCUGCAGUCGGUGUUGCGGGGGCUGGGCUCCGUGGUGGCGGUGGAGGAGCGCUCGCUCACGGGGACCUGGGACGUGAACAGCCUGCACCGCUGGAGCUGGAAGACGGAGGACGGCCACCACCACAGAGGUAGCUCCAGACGUCCCUUGCCACCCCUGAGAGGCCCCAACGUCACCAUCCACCCGAAGGAAAUCCGGACAUUCUUCAUUCACUUUCAAGAGCAGUGAGCCCUUGGCAGAUUCCAUGGCCCCAGGACCCAGAAAGGCUGCCUGGGGGGAUGAGGGGAACAGCUGCCAAUCUGGUGGCAACCCCAGGAAAUGGAUGGCUUAGGGGUGUUCGGAUUGCUUAAAUAAAAGAUGCAUUAAUGA